Messenger RNA from Symbiodinium sp. CCMP2592, 1098 nucleotides. The record is from the annotation of a GenBank genome assembly. Lineage: Eukaryota; Dinophyceae; Suessiales; Symbiodiniaceae.
AUGAGACCCAGCGCCAAAUAUCCGCGACUUCUGCAGGGAUUGCUGGACACCGCGGAUGUACAGUAUUUGAAAGGUUUUUUCGAUCUUCACGUGAAAACGGAGUGGGAGAAGAACGAAGCCUUUGCAGCUUCCAAGAAUCGACCAAAGCCCCGGCGCUCACUGGAGUACUACACUUUAUUGAGGCAUCUGCACUCAGAACCACGAGAUCCUUCACUGGAGCGCAUCGUGUCAAAAGUGUAUGCCGCCAUUGAGAAGAAGCUAGGGCCCGGAUUUGUGAUCGUGCACGAUUUUUGGUCAUGGCGCACGCCUGAGAAUGUGCCCGCCGAGUUCAUUCACCAUGAUCCGGAUUUUUGGGUUGCAGGUCGGCACGACGGGUUCAACCUUUGGAUUCUGCUGGACCACGCGGACAUGUCCCACUCUUUCGACAUUCUCGUCGAGGAGAAGAACCCAAAGCUCUAUGAGAUCGUGGGCGAGAAAGCGGGCCGGCUAUUGCCAGAGAGGGACCCGAAGAAGAAGCAAAACUGUCCUGGGCUCUUGUUCUGGGAUCCUUUAAGCCGUUGGCCCUUGCUCUAUGAGUAUGAAGCCACGCGGACUUUGGCCAUGGUCCUGGGCGUCGGCUUCAACAUGUUUUGGGAGAAGAGUCAGCAGGCGGCCAUGAAGCUUAAGAAGCUGCUGCCAACCUGGGCAUUCCGUUGCUUUCUGUUCUUCACCGGUUGGUGCUUCAGGCUCACACCUCUUCCGAAAGGCUUGGAGCUGAAGAUGGAGCGCUUCAACAUGAAGGUAGGGGAUGCCUUGGUGCUCCGGCAGUACGAGAUGCACACCACGGACCAAGACCCUUUGCAGCCUCACCAGUUCCGUUUGGCAGUGGGUGUGAAAGUGCUCCGCCAGGCACCAAUCAUCCAGUACUGCUAUACGGGGCCGGCCUCCCGGACUCGGAGGACCUACCCUUGCCUCCGCUGGGGUCUUUGGGAGCUCCUGCCGGACUUCUACCGUCAGGCAAACUUGGACUUCAAGCCCUACCCAAGCACCACCCUCACGCGCGCCCUCUUCGCCGCCACCGCCGAGGUGGCCCUUGGGGAUGCUGAGACGAAGGCUUGA